Apis florea (little honeybee) is the source of this 2955-nucleotide messenger RNA. RefSeq names its product Fatty acid transport protein 3 (gene Fatp3). Gene Ontology annotation, cellular component: endoplasmic reticulum membrane; plasma membrane. Gene Ontology annotation, molecular function: long-chain fatty acid transmembrane transporter activity; long-chain fatty acid-CoA ligase activity. Gene Ontology annotation, biological process: long-chain fatty acid metabolic process; long-chain fatty acid import into cell. The record is from RefSeq and is a predicted model, not a curated record. NCBI's taxonomy places the organism in Eukaryota, Metazoa, Arthropoda, Insecta, Hymenoptera, Apidae.
CGCGGUCUGCAUGAAACGCAGCCGCGAAACACGAGCCCCCCCCCCAAUUGGAACCCCCACAUUUUACGUCGCUGGCUAUCAAUGACGAAUACUAGCACGUUUCGCGAGACGAAACGAAUACGAGUGUACACACGUCGGCAGAUACAAUCGUACCACAUACACCAUCUAUCCAGCGAACGUUUAGUCGUUGUUCGAUCGCCGUAUCGAACGUUUACUCGCGUCGAGAGUUUUCGCACGUCGUCGGAUUAUCGAAUUAAUUUUGAGCGUGUGUUUUUGCUGGUUGGUUCUUUUUUUUUUUUUUCCUCCUCUCUUUCUCUUAACAUAUCACGUGUGCAAAGACGACGUGAUCAUCCAAUCGAUCACGCGUCUGUAGAUCGUUCUUUAUUAAUAGAAAUCGUUAGAAAAUCAUGGGAGUGAACGAAUUAGUGAUAGCGGUUCUGACCGUGUGUAUCGGCGCCUACUUGCUCACAGGAAAACGACGACGCUUCAUUUAUUUGCUCUACAAAACCUUACCUAGAGAUGUGCUGGGCGCAUACAGAUUCGUUCGGGUGAACGUGUUGCUAUGGUGGUGGGAAUGGCAAAAGUUAACCGUGGCGAAGAUAUUCAGCAGGCAAGCAACGGCUAAUCCAGAAAAGAUCGCUUUCAUCUUCGAAGACAAGGAAUGGACUUACAAAGAGUUGGAAGAAUACAGCAAUCGGAUCGGCCGUUACUUCGCUGGCAAAUCCUUGUCCCGCGAAGACAGCGUUGGUCUUAUUAUGGAAAGUCGGCCCGAAUACGUAGGGAUCUGGUUAGGUCUGAGCAAAGCUGGUUUGGUGGGCGCUCUUCUGAACACGAAUCUUCGACAGGAUGUCCUGGUGCACAGUAUCAAAGCAGCCAAUUGCAAGGCUGUCAUCUUCGGGUCGAAUUUUAAGGACGCAAUCGCCGAAAUUAGAGAGAGAAUUCCCAAUGUGGCUUUGUACCAAUGGUCUGAACUUCCCGACACGUCGUGCCUGGAAGGAGCGAUCGAUCUGAACCCGGAAAUCAGUAGCGUAGAUUCGGGCCCCCUGGACACGGUGGCCCUCGGCACUCCCAGGGACAAAUUGAUUUAUAUAUACACGUCUGGCACCACAGGAAUGCCGAAAGCUGCCGUUAUAACAAAUUUAAGAUACAUGCUGAUGUCAUGCGGCGUGAACUCUAUGCUGAAUCUACGGCCAACCGAUCGUAUUUAUAAUUCCUUGCCUCUCUAUCACACGGCUGGAGGCCUAAUUGGAGUAGGUCAAGCAUUGCUGAGAGGAAUCACGGUCGUGCUUCGCAGACGUUUCAGCGCUUCCAAGUUUUGGCCGGAUUGUGUUCAUUACGAGUGCACCGUUGCUCAGUACAUCGGUGAGAUAUGUCGAUAUCUGCUCACUGCACCGGCUGCCCCUUGCGAUACAACGCACAAAGUUCGACUGAUGUUUGGAAAUGGUCUCAGACCCCAGAUAUGGAAACCUUUCGUGGAUAGAUUCGGUGUGAAGCAAAUAGGAGAAUUUUACGGCGCCACCGAAGGGAAUUCGAAUCUUGGUAAUUUUUUGUCCUACUUUCGAUUUCUGACCAUGAUUAAACGAUUCGUUAAAAAUAUUUCUUUAUUACGAACAGUGAAUAUCGAUAACACGAUUGGAGCAGUUGGAUUUGUGCCGCUAUGCGGCAGUUCUUUGUAUCCCGUAGCUUUAUUAAGAGUGGAUGAAGAGACUGGAGAACCGUUGAGGGGAUCGGAUGGCCUCUGCAUUCGUUGUAAACCUGGAGAAUCGGGCAUCUUUGUGGGGAAGAUCAAUCCAAAGAGGGUAUUGAACGAUUUUUCUGGAUACGUGGAUCGAAAAGCAUCGGAACAAAAAAUUCUUCGAGAUGUAUUCAGGAAAGGCGAUCGAGUCUUUAAUUCUGGUGAUAUUUUGCUCAUGGACGAAUUCGGAUACUUUUAUUUUAAAGACAGGACUGGUGACACAUUCAGAUGGCACGGCGAGAACGUUGCUACUUCCGAGGUGGAGGCUGUUGUCAGCAAUGUGAUAGGUUUAAAAGAUGCAGCUAUAUAUGGAGUCGAGGUACCUGGAACCGAAGGAAAGGCUGGAAUGGCAGCCAUUUACGAUCCGGAAUACACUUUGAACAUCAAAGAAAUGGCGGACGGCGUGAAGAAAUCUUUACCAUCGUAUGCCAGGCCACUUUUCGUUCGAGUGUUGUCGGAAUUGCCGAUGACUGGCACGUUUAAAUUGAAGAAAAAGGAUCUUCAAGAAGAUGGAUUCGAUAUUAAGAAGAUCGCAGACCCGAUUUAUUUCCUCGACAACUCUGGUGUCUACGUAAAGUUAACGGAAGAAAUUUACAACAAUAUACUGGAGGGGAAAAUUCGAUUGUGAAUUCGUAAUUUUUUUAGCGAGUUCAUUAAAGUAUAAACAAUCUCGUUUCUUUUUGUAUAAUUUCUAUUUAUUGACGAGAGGAAUAGUCUAUUUAGACAGAUUUAUCUUUUGUCUAUAAAUAUCCACAAUAUUUCCGAACGAAAUUUUAACAGCGAACUUGGCUAUCGAAGAAUUGCUACAUUUACACGUAUUUUUAUAACUAUUUUAAUUCACGAUUCUUAUAAUAAGAAACUGUAAGAAGAAAGUUUCGGAACAGUAGAAUUGUAAGAGAUAGAUGAUAAUAUUUUAAUAGAUACACGUAUUUCAAGAAAAAAAAAAAAAAAAAAAAGAAAAGAAAAAAGUAUUGACUAGGAGAGAAACUUACAUCUCGAAGAAAUUGUGAAUUGUUAAUUCUGAUUCGCCUAGACGUUAAGAUAAUUUCUGAACAUCUGUCCAUUGCAUGGAAUUCCUAGAGAUUUUAAGACUUUUUAAGUUAUUUUAUAAGAAGAUGGUGAAGGUUGGGAGCGAAACGACUGUGACUCUGUAAAGUAACCGUGUAUAAAAUGAAACUCUGCGUCAUAGUUUAAUAAAUUGUCCCCUUGUUGAAAAAAAA